UCUCUCCGAGCUGUCAGUGAACGCCUCUCUCAUCCUCUCCACACCCAGAACGAGAGCGCGCUGCCAGUGGAGAAACAUCCCCAGCUCGAGCACGUUACGUCGGCUUGUCAACGAGGAGAAACCGCGGAAGCAUCCGCUUUAUCAUCCGAAGAUUAUGGCGAAAGUCGCCGUAUCUUUUUUGCUCUUUUGGCUCGUCUCUGGUCGCUGCUGCGCUCUCGCCGGAAAAGUCAACAAGCACAAACCGUGGAUAGAAGCUUCUUACCAUGGCGUGAUCACGGAGAACAUGGGUACUGUGCUGUUGGACCCUCCGCUGGUAGCUCUGGACAAGGAUGCGCCAGUCCCCUAUGCAGGUGAAAUUUGCGCUUUUAAGAUUUAUGGCCAGGACGUUCCCUUCGAGGCGGUGGUGUUGAAUCGCACCUCGGGAGAGGGCGUACUGCGGUCCAGUGGCCCCGUGGACUGCGAGAGCCAGAAAGAAUACACAUUUAUUAUCCAAGCCUACGACUGCGGAACUGGACCCACCGGGGCCGAUUGGAAGAAAUCCCACAAGGCUGUGGUUCACAUUCAAGUAGAUGACGUCAAUGAGUUCUGCCCGGUGUUUCGAGAGCCUCUAUACAAGGCUUCAGUCAUUGAAGGCAAGAUCUAUGACAGCAUUUUGCAGGUGGAGGCUUGGGACCAGGAUUGUUCCCCACAGUACAGCCAGAUUUGCAACUAUGAGAUUGUCACUGCUGGCACACCGUUUGCUAUAGACCGCAAUGGAAAUAUCCGAAACACGGAGCGACUGAGCUACGACAAACAGCAGAGCUACAAGAUCAUGGUGACGGCCUUUGACUGUGGUCAGAAGACAGCAAAGGACAAUGUGGCCGUGCAUAUUGAUGUCAAGCCUGUCUGCAAAGCGGGAUGGCAAGGCUGGAACAAGCGUGUGGACUACGAACCUGGCACUGGAAGCAAGCCGCUCUUUCCGAAGCUACACUUGGAAACAUGCGGAGGACCCUUAUCGGGCAUAAAGGUGAUGGUGGAGCUGCAAACCAGUCACAUCGGGAAGGGUUGCGACAGGGAAACGUACUCCGAGAAGUCUCUGCAAAAACUGUGUGGUGCAGCAUCAGGCAGCACAGACCUUCUCCCCGCUCCGAGCACAUCCACUAACUGGACUUCGUCUCUCGUGACGGACAGUACGCGCGACAGUGACCUCAUCUACAGAUUUGAUGGUCACCAGGCAGCCAAUAUUCCUGAUCACGUGGUGCCCCAAAACCUGACGGAUCAGUUCACUAUCGCCACGUGGAUGAAACACGGUCCAAGUCCGGGACUCCGAGCUGAGAAGGAAACGCUACUGUGCAACUCUGACAAAACUGAAAUGAACCGCCACCAUUAUUCUCUCUACAUUCACAACUGCCGCCUGGUCUUCCUGCUUCGAAGAGAUUUCAGCCAGCUCGAUACUUUCAGACCCGCUGAAUUCCACUGGAAGCUGGAGCAGAUCUGUGACAAAGAGUGGCACUAUUAUGUGAUCAAUGUGGAGUUUCCAGCUGUGACUCUCUUUGUGGAUGGAGUGACCUAUGAACCCUACCUGGUGACAGACGAUUGGCCAAUCCAUGCCUCCGAAAUCGAUACGCAGCUGACUUUGGGCGCCUGCUGGCAAGGUGGUGAGGUAGCGACUCCGAGGUUCACCCAGUAUUUCCACGGCAGCCUGUCGGGCCUGACGAUCCGGCCGGGCCGCAUUGAAACCCAGAAGGUUAUCUCCUGCUUGCAGGCCUGCAAAGAAGGUCUUGACAUUAACUCCCUUGAAAGCCUGGCUAAGGACAUCAAGUUCCAUUUUAACCCUGCACAGUCCAUGCUGGUAGUGGAAGGAGAGGAUCUGGACAGUAUCAACACAGCCAUGACCAAGGUGUCCUACAUUAACUCUCGUCAGUUUCCCACGCCAGGCCUGCGACGCCUUCACAUCAGCACCACCGUACUAUGUUUCGGGGAGGAGGCGUGUCUCUCCGUCCCCGACGUCAGGGCGGUCGUCAUGGUUCAACCCCCCAGCGAACCCCGAAUCACCAUCACUGGUUCCGAUCGGCUGGUCAGGCCUGCCGCUGACCUUCGCGCUCCCUUGGGCGUGGCGCCUUUCAAGGAGCUUUCCAUCACCAGUACCGUCAUGAAGGGGGACGGCUUCAGCAGAUCCCGCAGGCCAGGUGUGAUGGAGGUGAUGCAUAACCUGGACUACUGUGAUAUCCUGGUGAUUGGAGACGAGCUGAAUCCAGAGAGAGAGAGCCUGAAUAUUCAUCACAGCGCUCUGCUAGGAAAACACCUGGACGCCACCAACUCCACCACAGGAAUAUCAAUAUAUGGUGUGGACUCCAUGGCCCACUACGAGCAGGCACUGCGUCAAGUGCGCUACAGGAACUGGCGACCCGCCACGCUGACCGACAGAAGGUUCCGACUCACCUGCUCGGAACUGAACGGCCGUUACACCAGCAAUGAAUUCAUCUUGGAGGUCAGCGUCCUUCACCACGCAAAGCCUGUUGAGCAUGUUAAUCACGUGGCCGCUCAGCCGCAGUACUUGAAAGCUGUUCAUCACCCACUCAUGAUACACACUUCCAAUUCCCAUAUCUCAGGACCAGCACCUCCAGCUGCCACCGUUGUUAUUGUGGUGUGCAUCGCCGCCCUGGUGGUUAUCGUGGUUAUUGGCGUGUACAGAAUCCAUGCGACUCAUCAGGAGGGCUCCAGAGAGGAAGAAGAUGACGGUAAAGAGCCUGAAGAGGAAUGGGACAAGUCUGCACUCAACAUCACUGUCAACCCUAUGGAGAAUGUGAGAGGAGCUCACAUGCUGAGUGAAGAAGCCGGCGAAGAUCUGUGGAGGGAGGAUGAAAAACACGUGGGAGGAAUGGCAAAUGCGGAGACGGAUAACAGCGAUGACGACGAGGACGACGACGACGAGGAAGAAGAGGGCGAGAAGGAGAGGAAGCUCAAGUGGCACAGGUCCUCCACAACAUACUGAGCGCACAGGCCAGCAUAAUUUUGCCGCACAUUUACUGUACACAACACAGGUCUCUCUUUCUCCAGUUCUCGCUUCCCCUUGCUGUCAUUUCCGAGCAAACAUUCCCCUCUGCUGGACAAAGAUUUAACUACAGUCUAACGCAUUGUCAUUGAAGGUGGUAGUCGAACCAGAUCAACUGUGUUUACACUGACUACACAUUAACCUUGCCAUAUAAACACUUGCAACACUCAAACCAAACAUCAUCAACCUUCCUACUGUUGUAGAAAUUAAAUUAACUCAUUGACGGCAAUCUUUGUUCUUCAGCGUGACAUGAGAGACCGGAAGUAGCUCAACUUUGGCUUCUAGAAUAGUUGGUAACACUCUUGUCGAGUUAGCGUGUGUCCUUAUUUUCACCAAUAAAGGGAAAGACAACACCUCGUAUAACUGACCUUCAAUUUGACUCGUUGGCGGUCAUAGGCAUCCAAUUCAUUUGAACUGAAAAAAAUAAAAGUAACGAAAAGUAGGACAACUUAAUUGCAAGUUAACUAUGGAAAAAUGUGACAAAAUUGCGAUUAAUCCUAAAUUAAGUAUUCACUAUGGGACUAAUUUGUGGUUAAACGGGAAGUGACUAUUAUAAAAUUGGGACUACUUUGCAAACAUUUUUUUGUUAACACAUUGGCUGCCAUUGAAGGUAUAGACAUCUAAUCCAUUGAACUGGGAGGGUUAGCAGCAAUGGCACUGAAAAAGUCAACUAUUGAAAAAUGGGCUAUUAAUCAUGUGUUGACUUAAAAAAAAGAGAAAAAAAAAUCAUCAUGAGCUAGCUCAUCAAAAAAUGCAAUUAAUCCUAAAUCGACUAAAAAAAAAAAAAAAAAAAAUCACGAUUAAUUGCGAGUGGACUAUUAAAAUUUGUGACAAAUUAAAGAUUAAUCGUUAGUUAACCAGAAAAAAAUGGGGCAAUUUUUUUAUUUAUAAUAACUUGACCAAUGGAAAAAAGUUCCAACAAAUUUACAAUUAAUGGUCAGUCAACUCUUUAAGUUUUUUGAAAAAUGAGCGAUUAAUUGUGAGUUAACUAGUAAAACAUGGGCAAAUUUUGCGAGGAAUUAAAAAAAAAAAGAUUUAACCUUUCAAAAAGUGCAAUGAAUAGUUAAGGUUAAAAAAAUGCAACAUAUUUGCGAUUUAUCGCACAUCAACUAUUAAAACUAAAUGUUAACCACACAAAAUAAUUAUUAUUCAUCUAUAAUUGAAGCUGGAUUUUGAAAAAUUAGGUAAUAAUUAUUUUUUGAAAAUCAAACUACAGUUGUACCUCAACAUACGAACGCUUCGACACACAAUGUUUUCGACACUCAACGUAAAAUUUGACUCGCCAUUUGUUUCUACAUCUGACAUCAUAUGUCACAUAUGACAGCGCCGCAGUUUGUUUUCCCGCAAGACCAACACAUGGAGGAUUUUCUUCUUCAAGAAUUUUUGUGCAGGUGGUGAAAAAAAUAUAAAGGUGAGGCUUACCGUUGAAUUGAAGAUGGAAAUGAUAGAAAAAUAUGGGCGUGGUGUGCCGUCCAUGAACUGGCUCACCCAUACGGCUGUAGAAUGUCUACGAUCUCGAUGGUCCUCCCGGAGACCUCCGUUUGCCAGUGGUAACAUCGCCAAAAAACCACCAGCUUCGUCAAGUUUUUAAUCAUUUAUUUCAGAACUUGUGCAACACAACAUUCCUACUGUCUGCUGCAGCUGAACAAAAUGAAAGUAAAAUGUCCUCUCUCACUCUGUCAAGUCAACCACGCGGUGCGUUUAGUAGGGGUGUGCCAUCUUAGGCACCCCACAUUCGAUUCAAUUACAAUUCAGGGUGCUACGAUUCGAUUAUUGAACGAUGAUGACGAUAUUGACGAUGAUCACAGUUAUCACGGUAAGCGAUGCAUCGUACAUUACUAAUUAAUUAAGUAGCCAGACAAAUUUAUGUCCAUUAUUUAAUUAAAAUUAUCCUAAUGAUUCAACAGGAAUGAUGGAAACAUGCCCAUACAACAAAAAGCUCCCAUUAAACUGCUUUUUUUUUUUUUUUUUUUUUUAAAUAACUAAAAUGCAAAAUCAUUAACCAUUUUAAAGGCAGUGCUUAUUUCUCAACAUGUCUAUACAAAACAAAAUGCUCUUUUUCACCAGAAGCUGCAAAAACAUUAGCUGUUUCAAACAGCAGUACUUAUUUCUCUCAACAAUACAAUUAAAUUUACACUGGUGGAAUGGAUUUUCCAAAUUUUCUGGAAACAAACAAAGUGUCUUUAGAAAUAAGACAUCUUUUAACCAAUUUACUUUUUUCCCACAGAUUUCUGUACUAUUUCGCAUUUUUGUAGUGUUACCGCUGCACUUAAUCCUGGUUUUACACGUUCUGCAUCUGGAAAAACUUUUGUACACCACCAAACAAUGUACAACUUGACAUGGAAAUAAAAAUCGCUUAUUCCAUAGCACUCGGCGCUAAUUAGUAACAUCUCAAAAACAACAACAAAAAAGGCUAAACAGUACAAGAGGGUUUGUGUACUCACCUCUGAUAGAUGGGCAAGGGACUUAGCAAAACAUUAAGGACUUUUUCCAAUUAACUCAUUCACUCCCAGCCAUUUUCACCGGAGCAACCCCUUUCGCUCCCGGCCGUUUUAAUGGAUUUUGACUGAUUUGCAAGGCCCACAUAAAAUUCUGUUCUAUUGCUAUAUAAACCCACCAAAAGAAAGAUUAGACUCUCUUCUUUAAGCAGGAAAAAAGUAAGUUCAUAUCUUUAGUCAUUCUUUAGACAUCAGCAUUAGAAAACAGCUUAGUUUGAGCAAUUUUCAAAUUUCUGAUGAAAAAAAUAGAGAAAUUUAGCUUUUUGUAAAAGCAUACAUUUCAAACAUAACUUUGACUUUAACACAGCUAUUUUUUGCUUUAGUUACAUCCCAAACAUCUAAAUAAUGUUUUCCUUCUACGAAAUAACAUAAACAUCUAGUCAAAUAGAGCUUUUGAUAGCAAAGUAACAAUUUAUUUACACAUAACUAAGCUACUGAACUGAGAAAUGAGGCUGUUGUGGCCGCGGCAGACGGGGUAAAUUUUUCCCUCAUCACCGCCUGUCUGUCUCAUCAAGAUAGAUUUUUUUGAAUAUUUCUUUGUAGUGACCACUACCUCAUAACAUAAUUCACCUAGGGAACUUGUGUGGGGCAUGUGCCUUGUGUUUACAUCGUUCUCCACAUUUUUCUCACGCUUCUUACUUCUUCCAACUUCUGUUUCCUGACUAUUUCUAUUCAUUUAUUUCCUUUCAUGGUCCGAUACGAGUUCUUACCAAAUGCGCUACUGCCCUCCAGUGACCACUUUUAUUGCUUUAAAAUGGAUUUUGAGCGUUGUGCUUUGGAGCGAACUUGCAUCAGAACCUUGAGAUGUCUCUUGUGAAAACAAACGUAAAAGACAUAUAUAUACGUUUUUGGGACACUGAAACAAUUAAAAAUAGAACGUAUUUAUAUGUUUUUGGUAGCAAAUGAGUUAACAUGACUUGAACCUACUGCUGGACAACUGAAAGACAAGGAGCAACAAACUAUCUCUCUUCCCCUCUCCCUUUAAAAAAUAACUUGUGCAUAGAAGCGCGACCGCGGGGUCCCUGCCUGCCUCAUUGCCUCAAAAACCAUCAUACUGCUUCGGUUGCCAUUUUUGGGAGCAAGAGCCCCGCCACACUCAUACACAAAUUUACUUUGCAGUCUUUUGAAAAGGAGUAAAUCUCUCGCUCAGUAACCAGAAGCAUCCAUCAUAACGUUGUGCGUGCGUCCGUUAAAAAUGUCCGGGCGGCAUACGUGCCUAGAAUUUCAGUCCGCUACGAGCGGCUGUCAUAAAGUUAUUAGGGAAAAUCAUCGUUCUUGAACAUUUAUGAAUUGUAAUCGAAUCGUCACGUGUCGAAUCGCGAUGCACCUAAUAAUCUUUUUUUUGACACUCCCUUAGCAUUCAGGUACACCAUGCAAAAAACAUCCGCCACAUUAGAACCUGAUUCGUUACAUUAGUAUUAUUAUAGGUAUUAUUAUUAUUACAUUAUUAUUCUGAUUUUUAUUCAUAAGUUAUUUGUUUUGCUCUGUGUAAUUGUUAUUUGCAACAGUACCAGCAGCAUUUAUUAAGGAUUUAGUGUAGGUUUUCAGGCUGUGGAACGAAUUAAUGGAAUUAUAAAGUAUUCAUUUGGGAAAAUCCUGCUCGACAAAUCCAGUUCGACUUACAAACAAGGUCCUGGAACGAAUUAACUUCGUAUGUAGAGGUACCUCUGUAUUUUAAAGCACACACACUCCAUUGACGCAAAAUGGCCGACAAGAAAGAACGCUAGUGCCUAAACGACAUCUCAUUUUGUAUGCAGUACUGGAUAUGAUAUCGACAAAUACAUCUCUGACAAAUAUUGGCUUUUUUUCUAAAUAGUUUUUUCAAUUUAUCAAACACGAUUCUUUCUUCUGGGAUUCCCUUGAUUAAGAUGUUGUCUUUCCCUUUCAGAUGAAAGUUGAAACCCUUUGUGCACUUAACAGUAGCUCCAAAACAUCCCUUUGCAUGACUACUUGUAAAGACAUUUUUUUGGGCAUUUGUAAAAUACUGCGGUUUUUAUAAACAACAUUGAAAAUGAAAAUGGGACAAUGAAAAGUUUCAUUUGCUCAUAAUUGGGUUGUAAAAAUCAUCUUUCACCAUUGAAAUGAAUGAAAAUGUUACCCCCCACACCCCCCAAAAAAGUACUAAAUAUUUAGAAUGUGUUAUUUAAAAAUAAUAUUAAGUUUAAUAAUGAUAGACUACAUAUUGUGCUGCUUCUGGUGUACCCGCCUUGGCCAACUGGGGGCAGUAUAAUUAAGACAUAAAAAUAUAUACAUGGAGAUUGAUAGUUAUUCGUUCAACGCAGAGGAUAAAGAAUCUAUGCCCAGUGUUAUAACAACUGCCUACCCGUCGUGUUCAAAUAUCCAUUGUAACACUGUUGUUUUACGUUGCGUGUUAACAUCAAUUGCUUAACUCAUAGGCUUCCAUUGGCGGCAAUGGACGUCAAAUCCAUUUGAACUGCGAUCUUUCGCUACCACACUCUCUUAGUUCAUACAGAUUGGACUUCUAUUUUCGCUCCAGUGCCUCAGAUAAGAAAAUAAUUUGUUUUUGUGUCAAAAAGACUUCCAUGAGAAGUGAGUUUUCCCUCUAAUAACAAAAUAAUAAUAAUAAAUCCCAAACAUUUCCAUACCAUAAUAAUCCAUUCUGAAUAGUUCUCCCUUUUCUCGUGGACUCGUGGCCGGGUUGUGAUGUCAUCCUUGUGAAACAUUUGUCAUGUUAUGUGCUUCUGACAGAGCAAAGAAUUCAUUUACAUACACACAGAAGUUAAAAUUGUAAAGAAGGCGUUAUGAAUAAUUCUUUUAUAUAUUAUUGUUUUUCUUAUUUGUGAACAAAUGGUUGAGAUUUCUCCCUUGUAGUGGUCAUCCCACUGCUUAUUGUAUAUUGACCAAUAAAGACUUUAGAAUCUAUAUUUGUGUGUCUAAGUCUUUUUAAAACAAUGGUGAAUGAUUGCGUAUAACACUCUAUAACAAUUUACAAACAUAUCCAAGUUGUAUCAUCCCUUGAUUCAUUUUUUAGUUAUCCUGAACACAAACAGAACUGAAUCCCAUAAAUCGACACGUGCAGAUAAAAAUAAAACACUUGAAGAAGGGCGGACUGACAUACGGGCAUACUGGGAUUCCCGGUAGGCCAGUGCGCCCAUGGUCAAAUGAGCGGACCCCAAAUUAGCGUGCCCGUGUAAUCCAAGCAUUAAGGUAAAUUCGGUGAGCAGCAAGGUAGUUAGUUGUCUUCCGUGGGCUCGCAUUGUUCAACACUCUAAAAUGUAUAACGCCUCCAUUGUCAUCAUUUUAAAAUGAAAUAAUGUCGCCCCGAUCUUAAAACCCCUCCAUCUACAUGUCAAUACGUGCGCUGUCUCAGGUUAACAAUUAUGCGAUUUCCCUGAGCAAUGGGUCGUUGUAGUAAAUGGUAGGUUACAGUUCUCAUUUUUGUGGCACUGUAAAUGCACAAAUCUUAAGUACUAGCUAAGGCUGGUGAAUAUUAGUAGUGGACCUCUCGGAUUACUUCCCUACUCAAAACUAUGGAUUUUUACUGUACCAUUAUUUGGAAAAAUGAAUUAGAAGUCAUGCCUGUGAACUUAAAUCAGGUUACAGUUCUCAUUUAUGUGAUACUGUAAAUCCACAAUUUUGAAUAGGUUCUGGGCAAGGCUGGGGUAUAUUGGUAGUAGACCUCUACUCUGACUACUCCCAUACUCAAAACGAUACAUUUUUACUGUACCAAUAUUGAGAAAAAUGAAUCAAAAGUCCUACAUGUAUACAGUACUUUGAUCAGGUUACAGUUCUCAUUUUUGUAGUACUAUAAAUCCCCAAUUCUGAAUAGGUUCUGGACAAGGAUGGUGAGUGUGACAAAUGGACCUUUCUGACUACUCCCAUACCAUAGACUUCAUAAUGUAUUGAGGGGACACGAGGUGCGGGGCCUAUCUCCAUCAAAGCUAAGCGAAUGGAAACACAGUCAAAUAGCUUUUUCCAUUGAAAAUUCUUGUGAAUAAAGGAUUAAAUCCCUGAAUUCUUUAUAGAUAUGGUCGUAAAACAUUCUCGAUUCUUGGUUAAAAGCAAAAAAAACUGUGCAGUUAACAUUUAUUUUACGUAUAUAUUGCGAACUAUGAUGCUAAUCAGUAAGCAAAUUAGCGGCCGCCAUAUGUAAACAAAGAGCUUUUUCCGUUGUAAAUUC
Messenger RNA from Corythoichthys intestinalis (scribbled pipefish), 9673 nucleotides. It is a transcript of the gene clstn2a, whose product is annotated as calsyntenin 2a. The transcript is spliced from 18 exons. Gene Ontology annotation, cellular component: cell surface; postsynaptic membrane. The record is from RefSeq and is a predicted model, not a curated record. Gene Ontology annotation, molecular function: X11-like protein binding; calcium ion binding; amyloid-beta binding. Gene Ontology annotation, biological process: homophilic cell-cell adhesion; positive regulation of synapse assembly; positive regulation of synaptic transmission. Bases 155 to 2974 code for a protein of 939 amino acids. Lineage: Eukaryota; Metazoa; Chordata; Actinopteri; Syngnathiformes; Syngnathidae.